GUGAAUAUUAAGAAACUGAAAAAGAAAUAAGCAAACACUUAAAAAUUAACGGAUGUAUACAGGAAGCGAUUGAUGCAACACGGAAAACAUUUUUGUGCUCAGCAUCGUGUGUCCUCGCUGCAUCCCUAACAUGCGAGCUUAUAAAGAAUCGUCAGGGUUCCUUUAUUCGAAUCUUUUAAGUAUGUCGAGACAAAUUUCUUGUCGCUAUUUGUUAUUUUAUUUGUCUGUGAGCGUAAUCCUAACUUGCGGAUCGUUUCGAAGGAUUCGUAAAGAAGCCUGUCCUUCAUGUAGUCUAGAUUGCCCAGAAGCCUUGACCGUCCAAUUACCAUGGAAUCCUCAUCAAGAAUCAAAUUUGCUUCAAAAUUCUCCGUAUUCUCGCUUGUCACGAGGAGAAAUCUCUCAGAAUAUAGCACGCGAUGAUGUUUCAUUACAUAAAAAAAAAAAUUUGAUGUCUUUCGGAAACUACAGAAGAUUUCAUCAACAAGAACCUGUUAAUCAAGAUUUAUUUGUCAAGAAUUAUUUUAAUAGUUCUCCGCAAUCCUCAGACAGACAAGAAAUAUUUUCUCAAGACGUACCUAUGAGAGGAUAUUCUCAUAUUGUUCCAUCGAGACAAAUUUUCGAAGAAAAUUGGUUUUUCAGAAAUCCUCACAAUAAGUAUUCAGAAUCCUUGUUAGAAGACUAUAAAAGAAUGAAAGAUUAUAAAAUGGAUAAAGAAGAUCCUAUGAGAAAAGUACUAAUGCAGCGCGCCGAUAGAGAUACAAAGUCAUCAGGGAAGUAUUCAGAGGACACUUCUUCAAACGUCAUGCAGUUAGAGAAACCUUUCUCUAAAGUUGAAAAUAUUUACCGACUUCGCCGGGAAGAUAUCCUCGACGAGGAAAAAGAUAUAAUCAAGGAGUCUUCAAAUUCUGCCAGCCAGCUUAGGUAUUCUCCAGAAAGAUAUAGUCCCGUAGGAUUUGGUCUAUCAGAAGUUAAGAAUGAUCCUUAUGUUAAGGAUACAGACAUCUCAAAAUCAACAAAAAAAUUCUUUGAUAAUUGGGACAUCGCUAAGAAUUCACAAUCCUCAAAUUCAAAACAAUUUAGGAACAAUUUCUUAGAACUAUAUCCUGCGAGAAAGCAAGAAAUUAUAGCCAAAGACGAUAAUGAACAAAUCAAUUCUAAUUCUCAUAAUUCUAAGUUCCCUCAGGAUAUAAAUAUAUGGAAAUCAAGAAAGGAUGAAGAAUUGUUCGAUUCUCUGAUGAAAGCAAAUACUAAACCUUUCGAAAAUGAGGAAGACGAUAAAGAUAUGAAAGAAUAUUUUGAAGGCGAGACUGAAUACUUCAUGGAUGACAAAGAUAUGAAAGAAUAUUUUGAAGACGAGACUGAACAUAAUACUAUCAAAACUGGACGAAAUAAUAUUAAUCCUCAUAUGUUUCCUCCGAAUAUUUGGAAAGGAAUAGAGAAUGAAGAAUUCGACGAUUUAAAUUUUAUACGUGAAAACUCGCAAGAGACGGGACAAUUGGGAUUAUAUUCUGAAGAAAAUAAUAAAUAUUUCCAGAACGAGCAAGACGAGGAUCUAAUCUUUCGAGACAAAGCAUACACCAGUACUGAAACUGCUCGUACACCUGUGAUUAAUGCCUAUAAUGCUUAUAUACUUCCUCGCUACUUAAAUAUUGUAAAUGAUAAAAAGUAUCCUACUAAAUCAGAAACGCAGGAAUUAUCAGAAACUAAAAAUAGUAUACAUGCAAAUCCUGUAAAAGAAAUGAAUCACAGGUUCUUCGAAGAUGAGGCUGUUGUUAAAGACAAUAUAAUGAGCAUCAAAGAUCUUAUACAUCCUAAGAAUAUUUUCAAUAUAAAGAAAUACAAUAAUCCUAUUGCCAACAAAUGGAAUAAGAACGAAGUUUUGACAGAACUCGAUCCUGAUAUAUUGGACGAUAUCGAAAAUCCUCCAGUAGAAACAACCGAAUCGGCACUAACAUAA
Messenger RNA from Mycetomoellerius zeteki, 1957 nucleotides. RefSeq lists its product as uncharacterized. The transcript is spliced from 2 exons. The record is from RefSeq and is a predicted model, not a curated record. Bases 182 to 1957 code for a protein of 591 amino acids. NCBI's taxonomy places the organism in Eukaryota, Metazoa, Arthropoda, Insecta, Hymenoptera, Formicidae.